This is a messenger RNA of Mangifera indica (mango), 2341 nucleotides long. RefSeq names its product protein NRT1/ PTR FAMILY 4.6. Gene Ontology annotation, cellular component: membrane. Gene Ontology annotation, molecular function: transmembrane transporter activity. Bases 233 to 1975 code for a protein of 580 amino acids. The transcript is spliced from 4 exons. NCBI's taxonomy places the organism in Eukaryota, Viridiplantae, Streptophyta, Magnoliopsida, Sapindales, Anacardiaceae. The record is from RefSeq and is a predicted model, not a curated record. Gene Ontology annotation, biological process: transmembrane transport.
AAGUUGAAACGAGAUUCAAAGUCAUUUUCUAAUGAGGCUAGGCCAUUCUCUCCCCAGUUUGGACCCUUUUAUCUUCAAGCUCUUUAAAUCUCCCACCAAUCGUCGCUCUUCUUUAUCAAACUAACUUUCUUUCUUUCCUCUUCUCUCUCUCUCUCUCUCUCUCUCUCUCUCUACCAGAAAUCAAACUUCAAGUACUUAAAUUACCCUAGUUGAAAAGGAGAGAAGAAGAAAGAUGGAGGAAGAAGGACAGCAGUUGAGCAGAUGGGAAGGUUAUGUUGAUUGGAGGAACAGACCUGCUCUCAGAGGUCGCCAUGGCGGCAUGCUUGCAGCAUCUUUCGUUUUGGUUGUGGAGAUAUUGGAGAACCUGGCAUACUUGGCAAACGCAAGCAAUUUGGUGCUUUAUUUGUCGCAAUAUAUGCAUUUAUCUCCAUUAAAAUCUGCAAACAAUGUCACGAAUUUCAUGGGAACCUCCUUUCUUUUGGCUCUUCUUGGAGGCUUCUUAUCUGACGCCUUUUUCACUGCUUAUCACAUCUACCUGAUAAGUGCAGUGAUUGAAUUUCUGGGUUUGGUUAUACUCACCGUCCAAGCUCGCUCUUCCUCUCUAAAGCCGCCGUCAUGCGGCCCGUCAAGCGUCAAUAUUACAUGCGAAGAAGUUGGUGGAGGAAAGGCGGCAAUGUUGUUCAUUGGGCUGUAUCUGGUGGCUUUGGGCGUGGGAGGGAUUAAGGGGUCAUUGCCCUCACACGGGGCGGAGCAAUUCGAUGAAGCCACCCCACAAGGAAGGAAGAAAAGAUCAACCUUUUUCAACUACUUUGUGUUUUGUCUCUCCUGUGGUGCUCUCAUUGCUGUCACAUUAGUUGUGUGGAUUGAAGACAAUAAAGGAUGGCAAUGGGGAUUUGGAAUCUCCACCAUCGCAAUUUUCUUGUCAAUCCUUAUCUUCUUUGCUGGUUCAGCAUUUUAUAAGAACAAGAUCCCUUCUGGUAGCCCACUCACCACCAUUUGCAAGGUUUUGAUUGCUGCCUUGAUCAACGCUCGCACAAGCAAAACUCCAAGCAAUGCCAUCGCAAACCUCUGCGCGAGUCCUUCUAAUCCAAGCCACCCAAGCGAAGGGCCUCAAGAAGAAACUAUGAAAGCUAGAGAGUUACCUCAGGCCCCAACGGAGGCCCUCAAAUUCUUAAACAGAUCGCUGGUAAGCAAGCCAGUCCAUACAGCACUAGAAUGCACAGUCCAGGAAGUAGAAGAAGUCAAAAUUGUGAUAAAAGUCCUCCCUAUAUUUGCCUGCACCAUUAUACUCAACUGCUGCCUGGCUCAACUAUCCACAUUUUCAGUCGAACAAGCUGCUACCAUGAACACUAAGAUUGGUUCCUUAAAAGUCCCACCAGCUUCCCUUCCAGUUUUUCCUGUAAUCUUCAUCAUGAUCCUUGCGCCAAUUUAUGAUCAUUUCAUCAUCCCAUUUGCCAGGAAAGUAACCAAAUCUGAAAUGGGAAUUACUCAUCUGCAAAGAAUUGGAAUCGGUUUGGUUCUUUCCAUUGUAUCCAUGGCAGUGGCAGCUCUUGUUGAGAUUAAGCGAAAGAGAGUCGCAACAAACUCGGGACUCGACUCAACCAGUCCAUUGCCAAUCACAUUCUUGUGGAUUGCUUUUCAAUAUUUGUUCCUGGGGUCAGCUGAUCUUUUCACCUUAGCCGGGCUGCUAGAAUUUUUCUUCACGGAGGCGCCAGCAAGCAUGAGAUCUUUGGCAACAUCGCUGUCCUGGGCCUCUUUGGCCGUGGGAUAUUACUUAAGCUCAGUGAUUGUGUCAAUAGUUAACAAAGUCACUGGCAAUUCUGGACACCAACCGUGGCUCUCUGGUGGCAGCAUAAAUGAGUAUCACCUUGACAGAUUCUACUGGCUGAUGUGUGUGCUCAGUGGAUUAAAUUUCUUGCACUACCUUUUCUGGGCCAUCGGCUACAAAUAUAGAUCGACAAGAGCAAAUCAGUAAAACUAUUAUGGGAGAUAAUAGAAAUUAAAAUGGUUCUUUCCUGCUAAACCAUUGCUGAUAUACGAGUUAGAAUUUCAAAUUUUGAAUUUGAAAAAUUGUUGAUCAAGAGAGCACAUCUUUAAGAUAUCAAAAUUUUGUUUGUCUCCAAUAAGAAGUUACGUAGAUGAAUGGUUAAUGGGUUGGUUUUACCAUGAAUAUUCAUGGUGCCAGAAACUUUACUCUGCGGUUGCAUAUGUGGCUACUUGCCAAUACAGAGGAGAGUAGGGAGCUUCUCUUGUAACUGGUUCUGAUUCUCUUGUUAUUACGGUUGGAUGAGUAAUUGGGUAUAAUGCCGCUUUGACAAAUAAAAAAAAUUAUAUGUUUCUA